Molecule: messenger RNA, 2457 nt
Organism: Bufo bufo (common toad)
Lineage: Eukaryota; Metazoa; Chordata; Amphibia; Anura; Bufonidae
Product: gastrula zinc finger protein XlCGF57.1-like
Exons: 5
Coding region: 84-1571 (495 amino acids)
Biological process (GO): central nervous system development; regulation of transcription by RNA polymerase II
Cellular component (GO): nucleus
Molecular function (GO): DNA-binding transcription activator activity, RNA polymerase II-specific; RNA polymerase II cis-regulatory region sequence-specific DNA binding
Source: RefSeq, a predicted model, not a curated record
UAUAGGAUCCGCUCAGUGGAUAUCUUCUAUAUAAGAUCCUUCUCCUGAUUGACCCGUCAAGGAAGAAUAGGGACAGAGACAAGAUGGCGGAGAGUAUAAUAAAUCUCACCCUAGAGAUCCUCUUCCGGCUUACUGGAGAGGUUCCUAUAAGGUGUCAGGAUGUCGCCGUCUAUUUCUCCAUGGAGGAGUGGGAGUAUUUAGAAGGACACAAAGAUCUGUACAAGGACAUCAUAAUGGAGGAUCACUGGCCUCUCACAUCACCAGUUAGAUCCAGUAAGAUGACAACACCGGAGAUAUGUCCCACUCCUCUUCUUCCACAGGAUGGUUCAGAAGAACAUCACAAUAUCCCACGGGAUGAUGAUCAGCUUGUGAAUCCCGGUGAAGAUCUGAACAUUAUAUAUGUUACAGAGACACAUGUGAGGGGUGGUGAGCAGAGUAUAGAGGACAUUCCUACAGAUAUCCGCCCAGAUGACUGUAACAGGAGCUCAGAAGAACAUCUGGUGUCUUCACAUUUUAAAGCAGAUGAUCAUGUUGUCACACAAGAUGAAAAACAUGCCAUUAUCACAGAUGUACCCUCUGACAUUCACAGAAAAAAUCCAUCAUCUGAUCAUAUGAAACGCACGGACGGAAAGCCAUUUUCAUGUUCAGAAUGUGGGAAAUGUUUUGCUUUAAAAAAAACUCUUGUUACCCACCAGAGAAUUCACACAGGAGAGAAGCCAUAUUCAUGUUCGGAAUGUGAAAGAUGUUUUGCUUGGAAAUCAGAUUUCGUUAGGCAUAAGAGAAAUCAUACAGGGGAGAAGCCGUUUUCAUGUUCAAAUUGCGGGAAAUGUUUUAACCAGAAAUCAGAUCUUGUUAUACAUCAAAGAUGCCACACUGGGUCGAUGCCAUUUAUAUGUACAGAAUGUAAUAAAUGUUUCAACCAGAAAUCAGCUCUUGUAAGACAUCAGAGAAUUCACACAGGGGAGAAGCCAUUUUCAUGCCCAGAAUGUGGGAAAUGUUUUACUCGAAAAUCAAGUCUUGAUUAUCAUCAGAGAACUCACACAGGAGAGAAGCCAUUUUCAUGUUCAGAAUGUAUGAAAUGUUUUGCUUCAAACAAAACUCUUGUUACGCACCAGAAAAUUCACACAGGAGAGAAGCCAUAUUCAUGUUCAGAAUGUGAGAAAUCUUUUGUUUGGAAAUCAGAUUUUGUUAGGCAUAAGAAAAAUCAUACAGGGGAGAAGCCGUUUUCAUGUUCAAAUUGUGGGAAAUGUUUCAACCAGAAAUCAGUUCUUGUUAUACAUCAGAGAUGCCACACUGGGUCGAAGUUAUUUAAAUGUACAGAAUGUAAUACAUGUUUCAACCAGAAAUCAGAUCUUGUUAGACAUCAGAGAAUUCACACAGGGGAAAAGCCAUUUUCAUGCCCAGAAUGUGGGAAAUGUUUUUCUUUAAACAAAACUCUUGUUACACACCAGAGAAUUCACACAGGUGAGAAGCCAUAUUCAUGUUCAGAAUGUGAGAGAUGUUUUGCUUGGAAAUCAGAUUUUAUUAGGCAUAAGAGAAAUCAUCCAGGGGAGAAGCCGUUUUCAUGUUAAAAUUGCGGGAAAUGUUUUAACCAGAAAUCAGAUCUUGUUAUACAUCAGAGAAUUCACACAGGGGAGAAGCCAUUUUCAUGCCCAGAAUGUGGGAAAUGUUUUACAUUAAAUUAAAAUCUUCUUAAACCUGAGAGACAUCACACGGUGGAAAAAGCCGUUUUCAUGUUCAGAAUAUGGGAAAAGUUAUAGUUCUAAAUCAGCUCUUCUCAUUCAUCAGAUAAUUCACACAGGGGAGAAGCCAUUUUCAUGUUUAGAAUGUGGGAAAUGUUUUAACAAGAAAUAAAAUCUUGUUACACAUAAGAAAACUCACACAGGGGAGAAGCGAUUCUCAUGUUCAGAAUGUGGGAAAUAUUUUAACAGGAAAUUAUAUCUCGUUACACAUCAGAUAAUUCACACAGGAGAGAAGCCAUAUUUAUGUCCAGAAUGAGGGAAAUGUUUUACUUGGAAAUCAGAUUUUUUUAGACUUCAAAGGAGUCACACAGGGGAGAAGCCAUAUUCAUGUUUUUAAUGCGGGAAAUGUUUUAGCUGGAAAUCAAAUUUUGUUAGACCAAGAGAAUGUACACAAGGGAAAAGCCAUUUUUACAUCCAGAAUGUGGUAAAUGUUUACCCAUAAAUCAUAUCUUUCUAAACAUCAAAAAACUCACAAAGGAGAGAAGCCAUUUUCUUUCGUUAAACUAAAGAAAAAUAUCACUUGCAGUCAAAGUAAAGUCAUGUCACACAAGAGAAAGGGAAAUCAGUUAAGAUUCAUAAAUGAUGAUUAUGAAAUGUAUGUAAUUACGAAUCAAUGUCUCUUAUCCAAAAAGCAAAUAGAAUCCAGAUAACUCAUCUGUAUAUCCACCAUGUGCAGAGAAUAUUUUACGCUGAUUUAUUUAACUGAAUAUUAAAA